AUGGGCAGCAGAACCGUGAACGGUGGCGCUACCUCCGCCGCCGACGUGGACAAGGGUGUUGAUUUCCCUAACUAUUUCUGCACAUACGGUUUCCUGUACCACCAGAAGGAGAUGCUUUCUGACCGCGUUCGUAUGGACGCUUACUACAAUGCCGUGUUCGAGAACAAGCACCACUUCGAAGGAAAGGCUGUUUUGGAUGUAGGAACAGGAAGUGGUAUUCUAGCUAUAUGGUCUGCACAGGCAGGUGCAAGGAAAGUUUAUGCAAUGGAAGCCACCAAGAUGGCAGAACAUGCCCGUGAACUAGUUAAAGCAAAUAGUCUUCAGGAUGUUGUUGAAGUUAUUGAGGGGUCGAUGGAAGAUGUUACUUUGCCUGAAAAAGUUGAUGUAAUGAUUUCAGAGUGGAUGGGGCACUUUCUUCUACGUGAAUCAAUGUUUGACUCUGUAAUUUGUGCUUGUGAGCACUGGCUGAAGCCAAGUGGGGUCAUAGGAAACACAAAUAUGGAGAUUGUUGCUGUGUAUCCAAGGCACCCGUGCGUGAAAGGAGCUAGUAUAAGUGAAGGUGCUGAAGCUGAGCAUAUGAGGAUACAAAAUGAAGUACAAUCUGCUAUUGAACUUGAAUCCACUAACACGGUUUCACUAAUUUGGUUUGGUCCUAGCUUUUCAGGUAUCCAAGCCAUGCUCGAAUGUGGGUGGCACCCAUCAGGUCUGGAUUGGUGGACCAAAAAAAUGAGAGAUUAUGAAGAUGCCAUAAAUGAUUGGCAUGGUUUUGUUAAUGAGACUGAAUCUUAUUAUGGCGUUGACAUGAGGAUUCUGACAAAGCCAUUUGCUGAAGAACAGAGAAAAUACUAUUUGAAGACAUCACCGUGGAACAAUCUUCAUCCAAAUCAAGUUAUAGGGACACCUGUGGUUAUUAAGGAGAUAGAUUGUUCGACAGCUACCAUAAACGAUAUACUUACUGUCUGUGCAAGCAUUUCAUCUUCUAUCACGGCAGAAAAUACAAGACUCUGCGGAUUUGCUGGAUGGUUUGAUGUUCAUUUUCGAGGUAGCCAUGAGAAUCAGGCUCAACAGGAAAUCAAGUUGACAACUGCACCUAGUGAAGAUUUAGGUACACAUUGGGGCCAGCAGGUUUUCCUUUUACAUCCUCCUGUACGUGUUCAUCAAGAGGAUAACUUGAUAUUAAAUUUUUCUAUGACACGCGCAAAAGAGAAUCAUAGAAUGAACCUACAUCCAGACAUUUUCACAGUGCCUGCAAAAAUGUGCAACUUUUCGAGUUUCCAUGUGUGCUGCGUCGUCCCAUGA
Molecule: messenger RNA, 1299 nt
Organism: Fraxinus pennsylvanica
Lineage: Eukaryota; Viridiplantae; Streptophyta; Magnoliopsida; Lamiales; Oleaceae
Source: the annotation of a GenBank genome assembly